AUGGCGUCAGAAAAGGUGGAAGAGCCCCCAGUCUCUUGGAGCUCAACGGCGAGCAAGAUACCCCCUUACGAUGGUCCGCCAAGGAAUAUUGCUAGUAUCGAUGCCCUGGAUUUCGGGGCCCAUUUAACCCCCCGAAAGUAUGCGAUGGAAGGAACCCAUCCAGACUCCAAGGUCAUGUUCCUGGAUGUUGAAAUCUUGGACUCUACGGGGAAGCUGCCCUACCGUGGUGAUGUCCUCAUUGAAGUGGCACGGCUGCUGUAUGAUAAGUAUAGGCAUGGGCGGCGAUUGACAGUUGGUAUAGGAGAGAGGAUAACCGCUGUCGGAAACAUUCCUGGGAAAGAAGAACUCAAGAAAAACCCCCGGGUACGGAAGAUCUUCGGUCGUGGCCGUACCUUAAUGUCUGGCCUAGGGGAUGCCCAUACUCAUCUCUCCUGGAAUGGAGGCAAUCUUGAGCGGCUUGGUGAACUUGCCAUUGAAGAACAUACUUUGCUCACUGCCAGGAGUGCCCAGUGCUACGCUGACUCUGGUUACACAAUGUGUUUUGGAGCGGCGGCAGCUAAAGAUCGAUUGGAUGUGGUGAUUCGUGAUUCCAUCAAUGACGGCGAUAUACCCGGCCCAAGAUGCCUGGCCAAUGGGAUGGAAAUUGCCCGGCGCGAUGGAGAGCUAGUGGCUGGAAUCACUGCAUUUGCCGAUGGCCCAGAAGAAAUGAGGGAAAAGAUAAAACAUCAUGCUGAGCUCGGAGUUGAUCAGAUAAAACUUAGUAUGUCUGGCGAGGAAAUAACAGAGACGAGAAGUGCACAGGAUUGUUACUUCACAGACGAAGAGACUGCUGCUUGCGUUGACGAGGCUCAUAGACGUGGUCUACGCCUUUGUGCACAUGCACGAGCUCGGGACUCGGUAAAGAUGUGCGUGAAACAUGGAGUUGACGUGAUAUAUCACGCCUCGUAUAUUGACGACGAAGGAAUGGACAUGCUUGAAAAAAAUAAGACAAAACACAUUGUUGCACCAGCUAUAAAUUGGUUGGUUAAUAUAUUUACCGAGGCUGCGAAAUUCGGAUAUACACCUGAAAAGGCAGAAGAAGUUGGAUAUAAGAAAGAAAAAGACACUGCAGUCUUAGCUCUGCGGGAGAUGCACAGGCGUGGUAUCGUCAUAUUGCCAGGAGGUGAUUAUGGCUUUGCCUGGACUCCUCAUGGUACCUACGCUAGAGACCUUAUGCACUUUCAGGAACUUAUAGGUUUCACGGCCCAUGAAAGCGUCAUCGCUGCCACCGCUGGUGUAGCAAAACUAUUCAUGCGCGAACAUGAACUAGGUAAGAUCCUCCCAGGUUAUUACGCAGAUUGCAUCCUAGUCGACGGAAACCCUCUUGAGGAUAUCACUAUACUCCAGGAUCAUGCAAAGCUAGAUGUCAUUAUCAUCAACGGGCGAGUGCAUAAGAUUGGAAGAAAGGAUGGCGGUGGUAGGGUAAUCAUCAGUACCGAUUCUGAGAGUAACAGCAAUACAAAUGACCCUCGGAACGAUGUAGCGGAUGGAGGGAAUGGCCACCAUGAGGAAUUCCCGGAGGUCAAGAAGAGUAUGCAGAAGCAAUAUUGA
This is a messenger RNA of Nannizzia gypsea CBS 118893, 1590 nucleotides long. RefSeq names its product amidohydrolase. Lineage: Eukaryota; Fungi; Ascomycota; Eurotiomycetes; Onygenales; Arthrodermataceae. Gene Ontology annotation, molecular function: hydrolase activity, acting on carbon-nitrogen (but not peptide) bonds. Bases 1 to 1590 code for a protein of 529 amino acids. The record is from RefSeq and is a predicted model, not a curated record. The transcript has 6 exons.